This is a messenger RNA of Coffea arabica (coffee), 842 nucleotides long. Lineage: Eukaryota; Viridiplantae; Streptophyta; Magnoliopsida; Gentianales; Rubiaceae. The record is from RefSeq and is a predicted model, not a curated record.
AAAGUUUUCUUUUUCAUUUUAAUUUUGCUUUCUAGGUCGGCUUUUAAAUGUCUAAGAGGGUAAUUUUUCUUUACCCUAGUCGUGAACAGUUGGCACCUGGCAUCACAUUCCUGUAUAAAUAGCCAGGCAGUGGCAUUUGUAUCCUCUGCACAUGUGCUAACUACUUAGCCAGAAGCAGUGAUGGAAAGCACAAACAACGAGUUGCACUUCGUUUUCAUGAAUUAUGAUCCUGAAUAUGAGCGCCUUCGAUCCAGCAGAACGAAGAGGGGAGCGCAUGAACUUCAUUUGUACUUAAGCAAGAAGCACGAUGAUUUGUUGGCGAAUACCCUCGAACCUGGCAGCUACAAGAAGACUCUGUCAUUGGUCAUCGUUGACGGGUUCGCGGUAGAAAUCACUGAUGAUCAAGCAAAUGUGCUUAGAUCUGCUAAAGAUGUCAGGCUUGUGGAGAAAAAUCAAGAGCUUGCUUGAUGCUAAACAUGUGGAAAACACUACUAUUUCAUGCUGCUCUUCGUAGGUAGCACACUUUAGUGCUCUUUCAUCAUUGCAGGUAGAAGUUAUGGGAAAACAAGUACGAGAAGGCGUAGUAUAAGAUACUAGGGUUUUAUGAUGCAAGAUUGGGUGGAAGUGUUGAGCAUUGUAAGUGAUGAGCAGGCACUAAGGACUAGGAUAUUUCUCUUUGGAGAUAAUUUUACUGCCUGUCCUUCGGCCUUCUCCUACGGUGAAGUCUGUUCCUUUAAUUUUUUUUUUUUUUUGGGUGCUCUUGGUGUAAUUAUUAGAAAUCAUAACAUGAUAGUUAUCGUCUACAAUCUGGGAUCUGGAGCUCAUAUCUAACAGUUCUUCUA